Messenger RNA from Chinchilla lanigera (long-tailed chinchilla), 594 nucleotides. RefSeq names its product P antigen family member 3-like. The record is from RefSeq and is a predicted model, not a curated record. The coding region runs from base 171 to 509 and encodes 112 amino acids. The transcript is spliced from 5 exons. Lineage: Eukaryota; Metazoa; Chordata; Mammalia; Rodentia; Chinchillidae.
CAUCAUGCGCAUGCGCAAGGGCCGGCGCGAGCCUUUGUGCGCAUGCCCACUGCAUGGUUCCCGUCAGCCAACUCGCACUACAUGGUUGCUAGGGAGGGUUCGGUGUGCCGGCGGUGUUUCGGCGUCUAGAUUUGUUUUCACCUGUGAGGACGUCGGCAGUAGUGUGAAACAUGAGUGAGAAAGUAAAAUCAACAUCUAAAGCUGAAGGACAAAAGAGAGAUGAUCAACUUACUCACCCUCCUGAGCCUGUGGUCGCGCAGCAGCCCAGUAACGAACAACCUGAACAAGAGCAACCACCUGCUGAAAUUCAGGCUGAUGCAUUUGGUCAGGAGGAGCUGCAUGAAGAACCUGCAGCUGAAGGGCCUGAACUGGAGGCAGAUCUUCAAGAAGUAGAGCGGCCCAAGACUGGGCGCGAGCGGGGAGAUGGUCCAGAUGUCAAGGGGAAACGUCUGCUGAGAUUGGACUAUACUAAAUACCCUGGGUCAGGAGAAGGGCCAUCACGGGCUUAAAACAAGGUGAAAAAAAUCACACAAGUUGCUGUUAUGUUGGAAGCUUGACAUCUCCAAAUUCUUCCAAUAAAGCUUUACAGCAUAA